Molecule: messenger RNA, 1113 nt
Organism: Boleophthalmus pectinirostris (great blue-spotted mudskipper)
Lineage: Eukaryota; Metazoa; Chordata; Actinopteri; Gobiiformes; Gobiidae
Gene: nsa2
Product: NSA2 ribosome biogenesis homolog (S. cerevisiae)
Exons: 6
Coding region: 160-942 (260 amino acids)
Biological process (GO): maturation of LSU-rRNA; maturation of 5.8S rRNA
Cellular component (GO): preribosome, large subunit precursor; nucleolus
Source: RefSeq, a predicted model, not a curated record
UUCCCUGCAAUGACGUACUUCCUCUAAAGUGUUGGCCUUGGAAAAAAAACAUCUGAAUAGCCCAAGCCCCUACGAAAAUUCAUAAAACUACGCCUUUAUCCACCAGUGCAACCAAAAAAAACAGACAAGAAAAACGUGUAAUAUCAAGUUAAAGACAAAAUGCCGCAGAAUGAGCACAUUGAGUUGCACCGCAAACGACACGGUUACCGCCUUGACCACCAUGAGAGGAAACGAAAGAAGGAGAGCCGUGAAGCCCAUGAAAGAUCCCAUAAAGCCAGGAAGCUUAUAGGUCUGAAGGCCAAACUGUACCACAAACAGAGGCAUGCAGAGAAGAUCCAGAUGAAGAAAACCAUCAAAAUGCAUGAACAGAGGAAGACAAAGCAGAAAAAUGAUGACAAGACUCCAGAAGGUGCUGUACCCGCCUACCUCCUUGACAGAGAGGGACAGUCUCGUGCUAAAGUUCUUUCCAACAUGAUCAAACAGAAAAGAAAAGAAAAAGCUGGCAAAUGGGAAGUGCCUUUGCCCAAAGUACGAGCACAGGGAGAAACAGAAGUUCUCAAAGUCAUCAAAACUGGAAAAAGACAGAAGAAGGCAUGGAAGAGAAUGGUCACCAAAGUGUGUUUUGUUGGUGAUGGAUUCACACGUAAACCACCAAAAUACGAACGUUUUAUUAGACCUAUGGGUCUGCGCUUUAAAAAGGCUCACGUUACACAUCCAGAGCUGAAAGCCACAUUCUGCCUUCCCAUUCUUGGUGUAAAGAAGAACCCCUCGUCUCCUCUCUACACAUCUCUGGGAGUGAUCACAAAAGGAACAGUCAUAGAGGUUAAUGUCAGCGAGCUGGGAUUAGUAACACAAGGAGGGAAAGUGGUCUGGGGUAAAUUUGCCCAGGUGACGAAUAACCCUGAGAAUGACGGCUGCAUUAAUGCAGUUCUGCUGGUCUAACCGUAACCAUUGCCACCUCAAAGACUGUAACAACUCAUGAGAUAAAAUCGGUGUUUGUGGUUGACUGGCUGUUCAUGUUUACAAACUGUUGGUCUUUUUAAGAGGAAGUUUGAAACACACAAAAUUACUUAAAUGUGAUUAAUAUUUUAUUAAAAUUUAUUCACACAGGCA